This is a messenger RNA of Eucalyptus grandis, 693 nucleotides long. Its product is annotated as patatin-like protein 6. NCBI's taxonomy places the organism in Eukaryota, Viridiplantae, Streptophyta, Magnoliopsida, Myrtales, Myrtaceae. The record is from RefSeq and is a predicted model, not a curated record. Bases 1 to 693 code for a protein of 230 amino acids. The transcript has a single exon.
AUGGCGGCACUUCAAAAUCUCCAGCGCACGACCACAACCCACAUUUUCGAUGUUGCUACCGGUCUCCGGCGCCGGCGGAUCCUGGCCACGCUGCUCUUCAUGUCGGAAGGAUGCCAGAGAAGGCAGUCCCACGAUCACGGCGGAGGAGGCUCUGGGGUUCUCGUCCGCUGCCGGAAGGCGUCCUGCUGGCGGAUAUUCCGGCGUCGGUGGCCGGCGGGCAGGGCCGAGAAGAAACUGCUGAGAGAGGCGUUCGCGGACGAGCUUACGAUGCGAGACACGGUCAAGCCGGUUCUGAUCCUUACACGACCUCGAGUCCCACGCACCCUUUGUGUUCCUCACGCGGACGCACUCGAGAUGGACGGCUAUGAUUUCAAGCUGAGGGACGUGCGCCGCGACGAUGGCAGAGAGGCCGUUGGAGCUAAGGUCAGCGACGGGAGGACGAGAAUAGUGGCAAUCAAUGGGCGGGUGGCGAUGAACAAUCUGACGGCCGCGGCCAUCACGCACGUGUUGAAUAAUAAGCAGGAGUUCCUGUUUUGUAACGGCCCGGAGGACUUGCUGGUGCUCUCCCUGGGGAAUGGCGGUCGGAUUUUGAAGACCCGAGCUGGUCAGGGCUCGCUCGGAUCACUGAAGAUGGAGCUUCGCCGGUACGUUUUCAUUCGUGUUCGAUUUUGUUCCUUCUUGAUUUAUUCAUAA